CGUUGGUCCACCGGCGGCACCGCAAGGGACGCCAGCAUGAGUUGGGCAGUAAACCACCCCCCCUUACAAAGCCUCUGAUAGUAUGCAAGGCCAUGUACCUUGAGGCCUCGAGGUCAAUGUAUUCCAUGCUGCGAUUCUCGUUUUCGUGCCAGAGAGCUCUCACGCACUUCGCUGAGCAGGUGCCCCGAGCCUUGACGGAGCGAAUCCAAGUUAUCGAUGUUGUUCUGUCUCCUGACUAUGAAGACGGGGCCUUGCCUGAGCUUUGUCAGACACUAGGCAACUCGUUUCCUGGUGUCCAGGCAGAGCUGCGAAUAUCGCUGCAUCCUUCGCGCCAAAUCCCCAUUCGACCACUGCCUGACAGAGCCUACUUGGAACCUCUCUACGCCCUGGCACACACGCUCAACCAACCGCGGAAGUUUGAGAUCAAGCUUCCCAUUGAAGGGGACAAAUUUGCAAGCACCCGUGCCUAUGGCGCGACGGAUUACUUAGGAGACGUGCCAUUCAACGUUACUCUCGUUCCGAGAGGCUCGCAUAUCCUUUACCAUUGCACCGGAUUCAAUGCGUAA
Cryphonectria parasitica EP155 is the source of this 566-nucleotide messenger RNA. RefSeq lists its product as uncharacterized. NCBI's taxonomy places the organism in Eukaryota, Fungi, Ascomycota, Sordariomycetes, Diaporthales, Cryphonectriaceae. Bases 93 to 566 code for a protein of 157 amino acids. The transcript has 3 exons. The record is from RefSeq and is a predicted model, not a curated record.